UCGGGGGGGAAACCACGUCAGAAAUCUAGCGACGGUUUAGCGCACGAGCUGCGAGCUAGCGCGCCAACGGAAGCGUUUAGCUUCGUAUUCGAUUAAAAAAUAAUAAGGAAAGUCCAAUGGUGCGAUAUUUUCGGAACGUCCAUAUCAGCUUGCGUUAACAGAGAGCGGUUUCACGGGGAACAAAUAAGAAGGGGGAACAAAAUCAACAAAUCAUCGGUCUUUUCGUUGCCGUUACUCGCUGACUGAUUGGCGCAGAUGGCGGCCACAGUGGAGGAGCUGUACCGUAACUACGGCAUUCUGGCCGACGCCAAGGAGGAUCUUAGCCAGCAUAAAGAUGCCUAUCAGGUUAUUUUGGAUGGUGUGAAAGGAGGCCCCAAGGAGAAGCGUUUGGCUGCGCAGUUCAUUCCAAAAUUCUUCAGUAGUUUUCCAGACCUGGCAGAUGCAGCAAUUAAUGCACAGUUGGAUUUGUGUGAAGACGAAGAUGUAUCAAUUCGCAGACAAGCCAUCAAAGAACUUCCACGCUUUGCGGCCGGAGAGAAUUUACCCAGAGUAGCAGACAUUCUCACACAACUACUGCAGACAGAUGAUGCAGCAGAAUUCAACCAAGUAAACACUGCACUGAUUUCCAUAUUCAAAAUUGAUGCUAGAGGGACACUUGGAGGUCUUUUUAGCCAAAUUCUACAGGGAGAAGAUGUUGUGCGAGAAAGAGCAAUUAAGUUCCUCUCUGCCAAAUUGAAGACAAUGCCUGAAGAAACCCUGACCAAGGAAGUGGAGGACUACAUCUUCACAGAGACAAAAAAGGUUUUGGAGGAUGUGACUGGAGAGGAGUUUGUGCUUCUGAUGCGGGUGCUGUCUGGCCUGAAGUGCUUGCAGACAGUGAGCGGGAGACAGCAGCUAGUGGAGCUGGUGGUGGAACAGGCCUACCUGGAGCAGGUCCUCAAUCCUGCUGAUGCUGACAGCGUGGACCGCCUGCUUCAGUGUACACGCCAGGCACUGCCACUGUUCUCGAAAAAUGUACAUUCCACUCGAUUUGUGACGUACUUCUGUGAGCAUGUUCUGCCUAACCUCAGCAUGCUCACCAGCCCUGUGGCAGAACUGGACAUCCAGCUUGAAGUACUAAAACUGCUGGCUGAGAUGAGUCCAUUCUGUGGUGACAUGGACAAACUUGAGUCCAACCUCAUGAUGCUAUUUGAGAAACUUUUGGAGUUCAUGCCCUUGCCUCCUGAAGAAGAGAAUGGGGAAAACGCUGGGAGUGAUGAGCCCAAGCUCCAGUUCAGCUAUGUGGAGUGCCUGCUCUUCAGUUUCCAUCAGCUUGGCAAAAAAUUACCAGACUUUCUUAUUGACAAGGUCAAUGCUGAGAAAUUAAAGGACUUCAAGAUCAGGCUGCAGUACUUUGCAAGAGGACUACAAGUGUACAUUCGCCAACUUCGUGUGGCCUUGCAUGGCAAAACUGGUGAUGCACUGAAGACUGAAGAGAAUAAAAUCAAAGUGGUGGCAUUGAAAAUUACAAACAACAUCAACGUCCUAAUCAAGGAUCUUUUCCACAACCCUCCAUCUUAUAAGAGCACGGUCACUUUGUCCUGGAAACCAGUGCAGAAGGCAGAGGCAGCAGCUGCUGUGGGACAAAAACGCUCUUCUGGAGAGGAUGUGGUUACAGGGACCAUUGGAAAGAAGGUUUCCCCGUUGCCACGGAGGGAUGCACGGCAAAUAUACAACCCCCCGAGUGGAAAAUACAGUGCUAGUAUUGGAAACUUUUCUUAUGAGCAAAGAGGCGGGUUUAGAGGCAGUAGGGGCAGAGGUUUUGGACGAGGAAAUAGAAGUCGAGGACGAAUCUUCUAAAGGAGGACUAUAUAUUAUUUUCAGAGAUCCAUCUUCACAGCUCCAGGUCUGCCCCAUGCCAGCAUCCCGACUGUUCUGACAGCCUCAAUCCUGAUGGGCUCCCAGUUUACCACUUACUGUUUCUUCCUCUGUUUUCAUAAUGUAGUUCUGAAGUCAUGCUCAGUGUGGUUUUUUUUUUUGUUUUGGUUUGUUUUUUUGGGGGGGAUAAACAAGACAACUGUGUAAUUAUGUACCUUUUGAUUGUAUUUGUAUGGUGGCAGAUCUUCUGUAUUUUUUUAUCUUAGUUUUGUUGGAUGUCUUCACGUGACUUUGUAAGAUACAUUUGUUUUGAUCUGCAUUUUAUUAUAAACCAGUUCAGUCCAAAAGAAUUCCUGUCAUUGGUAAUUUUUGGAAAUGGGUAUUUAAGUUUUAAAGAUCUCCUAUGACCUCACAUUAGGCUUUGCCGUUUUUGAUGAAUAAGGAAAAGAAGCAUAGUAUUUUUAGUGACCUAGUCCUUCGUCAUAUUUGUCUUAAAAGAUCAUUGUUGCCAUUGUUUAGCUCUUCAUAGAUUGACUGAUUCCUCAUUUUUUUCUGGUAACUUUUAAAAAUUUGAGGCUCUAUUUUGAAUUUCACAAUUUUUUGCAUGCAUAUUUUACAGCAGUUGGAAAUAGGUAUGUAAGUAUUUUGAAUAAAAACAGUUGUUACUGCUAGUUUUUAUAAAUGACAUGCUUACAUCAACUGAAUUGUUGGUAAUAAGGGUGCAAAAAUUGACCACUUUAAACAAAAACAUAAUAAAUUACUCUUUGCAUUCUG
Molecule: messenger RNA, 2631 nt
Organism: Silurus meridionalis
Lineage: Eukaryota; Metazoa; Chordata; Actinopteri; Siluriformes; Siluridae
Gene: api5
Product: apoptosis inhibitor 5
Exons: 14
Coding region: 256-1839 (527 amino acids)
Biological process (GO): negative regulation of apoptotic process
Cellular component (GO): nucleus
Molecular function (GO): RNA binding
Source: RefSeq, a predicted model, not a curated record